This is a messenger RNA of Vespa velutina, 2176 nucleotides long. RefSeq names its product flavin-containing monooxygenase FMO GS-OX5 (gene Fmo-1). The record is from RefSeq and is a predicted model, not a curated record. Lineage: Eukaryota; Metazoa; Arthropoda; Insecta; Hymenoptera; Vespidae. The transcript has 9 exons. Bases 693 to 1952 code for a protein of 419 amino acids. Gene Ontology annotation, molecular function: flavin adenine dinucleotide binding; N,N-dimethylaniline monooxygenase activity; NADP binding.
AUGCGAUGUCGUGUGUGUUUCUAUAUAUUUUUUUAUCGUAGAACACAAUUUCAAUCUGUGGUUAAGACCAUCCAGCCUUACUUUAUUGUCAAAGUAAAAAAGAUUUAUUAUUUGUGAAUAAAAUAAUACGAAAUUAGCUCAAUAUUAGAUGGAGAAGAAGCUAUGUUGAAUCUUUGUGAUAUUUUUAUAAAAGUUGUAAUACGAAAUUCCAAGAGGUAUUGCACCCGUUUAAACGGUAGAGUAGAAAGGAGAAAUUUAUAAAGAGCUCAUAAUUCAAAUUAGUAACACUACGAACGCAAUAUUAGACAUAUAUGGAAGAUCGAAGGUCAGAAUUGCGAUUACUACUGAUUCUUGUAUCAGAAAUGCUCUACCGUUUUCUCUUUUAUGGUAAACGCGUCGACCUUGUUAUCAAUAUCAGUUUUUAUACGAUAUACUUAUACUCGUACGACGACUCUUAAUAGAUCCUCCUCCCAUUACUUAUUCUGUCUUGGACUUUGAUACGUGCAUCAAGUGUUUCUCGAGUUUCGAACUUUAUCUUUUUAUACUUUUCAUUAUACCAUAAACAAUAUCUUUUGUAUAUAUACAAACAUUUUGUAUAUAUAUAUAUAUAUAGAUUGUAUAUAUAUAUAUAAUAGAAAGACAUUCUUUGCUCUUUGGCGCUUUAUUUUAUUACUGUUAGACUCGUUCGAAAGAUGAAAUAUGCAGUGAUCGGUGCAGGAGCAGCAGGUUUAGCGGCUCUUCGACAUUUCGCUUCCGGUACUUACAAAGAUGAAAUCGUUUGCUACGAGAAAACGGAAGAAAUCGGUGGCACUUGGGUUUAUAGAGAAGAAACUGGUUUGGAUCGGUACAAUUUACCGAUUCAUACCAGCAUGUACAAAAGUUUAAGGACGAAUCUACCGAAAGAAGUGAUGGGCUUUCCUGAUUUUCCGAUACCAGAUCGACCAGAGAGUUACUUGACGCGCAAUGAAAUACUUCAGUUUCUUAAUUCCUAUUGCGAUCAUUUUAAAUUGAGAGAAUACAUUCGCUUUCUUCAUCACGUUGAAUACGUAGAACCUACCUCGGAGGAUCGUAAAUGGUCAGUUAAGGUCAAAAAUUUGAAGGAGAACGUUGUUAAAACUGAGACGUUCGAUGCAAUUAUGGUUUGCAAUGGUCAUUACUUCGAACCCUUUAUUCCAAAUUUAAAAGGUCAGGAUGUUUUUCAAGGAGAUCAACUGCAUAGCCAUGAUUACAGAGUACCGGCCAUUUUUAAAGACAAAACUGUCGUUGUCCUUGGUGCAGGUCCUUCCGGUAUGGACUUAGCUCUUGAAAUAUCGACGAGUGCAAAACGUGUAAUUUUAAGUCAUCAUUUAAAGGAGUCGAUACUGACAAGAUUUCCCGAUAAUGUGAUUCAGAAAACCGACGUCGUAGAGUUAACCGAACACGAUGCAGCUUUUCAAGACGGCAGUAAGGAAACGAUCGACGUUAUAUUCUAUUGUACAGGAUACAAAUACAGUUUUCCUUUUCUCUCGGAAAAAUGCGGUAUUCGCGUGGAUUCGAAUAUGGUAACGCCACUUUGGAAACAUCUUGUGUCUAUAGAAAAUCCUACUCUCGCUAUUGUCGGAUUACCAUUUUACGUUUGCGCCUUUAGUAUGUUUGAUCUCCAGAUACGAUUUCUUUUGCGGUUUUGGCAUGGAGAUAAAUCCUUUCCUGAGAAAGCAAUGAUGUUACGAGAAGAGUCGGAAGAAUUGGAAAGACGUAUUCAAAAUGGAUUGAGUAAAAGACAUUUUCACAUGAUGGGUACAGAGCAAGGUAAAUAUUACGAUGACUUGGCAAAUACAGCUGGAAUAACUCCACUCCUUCCGGUAUUAGUGAAGUUGCACAACGAGAGUAGUAAACGUUUUUUGGAUGAUUUGGUGCAUUAUCGAGAAGAUAGGUAUAGGAUUAUUGACGAUUAUAACUAUGUGCAACUCUGAAGAUAUAUUUUGUAGAAAAAAAGAAAAAUAAACGAAAAAAAAAAAAAAAAAAGAAAAAAAAAGAAAAGAAAAAGAAAAAAGUAAACAGAUAAGCAAUGGUUUAUAUAGAUAUGAACUGUAUGUUAUAAACAAUAUGCUUUAUUUGUGUAAAAUGAAGACGAAAACAUUAUAAGUACUUAUAACUAUAGUAGAGUACCAAUACAUAAAAAAUGUUUUGCCAUAUA